This is a messenger RNA of Carassius auratus (goldfish), 2088 nucleotides long. RefSeq names its product transcriptional repressor scratch 1-like. The record is from RefSeq and is a predicted model, not a curated record. Gene Ontology annotation, molecular function: RNA polymerase II cis-regulatory region sequence-specific DNA binding; DNA-binding transcription factor activity, RNA polymerase II-specific. The coding region runs from base 412 to 1251 and encodes 279 amino acids. Gene Ontology annotation, biological process: regulation of DNA-templated transcription. The transcript is spliced from 2 exons. Lineage: Eukaryota; Metazoa; Chordata; Actinopteri; Cypriniformes; Cyprinidae.
AAAUCCCAGCAGCUGAUGAGCAGAGCUCAAGCAUUUAACCGACCCCGCGCGAGCAGAGACGGCAGCGGACACCUCUCUCUCCCGCGUCAACGUUAACAACAGCCCUUCCGGAAACGUGCUCGCAUUUAAAGCUGCCCAUUUUUGGAACGCAUCCAUUUGGGUCUGAGCGCACUCUACACACGGGCUCCUGGAGGCGGAUCUGUUGCUGCCGUCGCGUGCGCUGUCCAGUGCUGAAGUUGCAUUUCGUCUGUGCGGAACGGCUCGUGCACAGCUGAAGCUCCGGAGGUUCCGCGUCUUUCCCCGCGCUCAGGUGUUUGACUUUUAGCCCUGCUGGACCAACUCUUAUUUUUUUUGCUGUGGAUAAAGCGAGGAUAACGUGCCGGGACAGGCUUUCCGCUGUGCGCUCUAAACAUGCCAAGGUCUUUUUUGGUGAAAAAGGUGAAGCUAGAUGAUUUCUCAUCCACUGAACUUGAGAGCGCGUACGGCAGGUCCAGGAGCGAUCUUAGCUUUCGGAUACACGACAAAGGCUACAUCAGUGAUUACAUCUCCCCGGCUGUUUAUGAUGGAGAAAUUGACGGUGGCACUAAAGUACCUUCUCCAGGGCCGAUUUACGACAGCAACCACAGUGACUAUGGGACACCUGACUCAGACCAGCCAGACAGCCCACAGUCAGAGAUCACAUCUGGGUACAUCAAUGGCGACAAUGCAGUGAGCGAAGGUUACACUGUGGACGCAUUCUUCAUCACAGACGGCAGGUCCCGUCGGAAAGUGCUCGGUGCCUCGCGGACCCUACAGCGACACACGUGCAACGAAUGUGGCAAAACCUAUGCGACGUCUUCCAACCUGAGCAGGCACAAACAGACACACCGGAGCCUGGACAGCAAGAUGGCCAAAAAGUGCCCUACAUGUGAGAAAGUCUACGUGUCCAUGCCAGCCCUGGCCAUGCACCUGCUUACUCAUGACCUCAAGCACAAGUGUGACAUAUGUGGGAAAGCCUUCAGCAGACCUUGGCUACUGCAGGGCCACAUGCGCUCUCACACGGGCGAGAAGCCCUUUGGAUGUGCACACUGUGGAAAAGCAUUCGCCGACCGUUCCAACCUGCGAGCACACAUGCAGACCCACUCCGCAUUUAAACAUUACAAAUGCAAGCGAUGCAACAAAACUUUUGCGCUCAAGUCGUAUCUGAACAAGCACUACGAGUCGGCGUGCUUUAAAGGCACGUUCUCACCGCUCGCAUCCGUCGAGGCAUGACUUCCGGUCUGAAAACACUCACUCCCCCCUCAAAUGUUAGGAUGAUUACGCUAUCUUAUCCAGUUAUGUCUCACAAUCAAAAUGAAGUCCAAUAAUAGCACAAUUUUAUCUUUUUUUUUUUUUUGCAAAGUUGACCUUAAAGGAAUAUGGAACCUUUGCAUGCACUUCAGCACCCAUGCCCUCAAAUUACGUUCAGACAGUUCACCUCGGUGCUGCACAGCACUUGACUAUGACUUGCGUCCAAUGAAGGUUUGAGCGACGCCAUGUUCCUCAUUAAAAUAAAACUCUUUUGUAUUGUCAGUGGAUAUUAUCAUACUGCUGCAAGUGGCCCAAACGUAUUCACAAUCGAGGUAAACCGGUAUUAUUUAUUUGUUUUUUUUAGAUAUGUAUAUUUAUUUUUGGUUUGUCAGAUUUUAUUACUUCAUCUAGGAUGUAUGAUUCUCUGUGAUGCACUGAUAGUGUGAUUUUCAUGUAUGUAUAUAUUUAUUUAUUUUUAAAGGUUCAUUUGGCCUUUUUUUUUCUUACUCUAUAAUGUUGCCUUUUGGGUUAUGCCAGUCUUAUUAACAUGCCAAAGCAUUUAGAUCCAUGGUAAUAAUUUUAAUUGUUUUUGGUUUGUUGUUUGUUUGUUUUUUUAUUUGAUAUUUUUUUUGCAUACCUACUUAAUGCAUGCAAAAAGAAAAGAAAUCUAUGCCAAUACCACAAAGCUUAUAAUUUUGCCAAAAUGUAGAGAUAAUACCAGGGGGCAAUAUUUCUAGGGGUUCUCAUAAGAAUAUAAAAAGCAAUAAUCAUAAUGCAUGGUAUUUUUGAAAGUAAUAAAGUAUUACCUAUAGCAGUUUU